Molecule: messenger RNA, 1734 nt
Organism: Plectropomus leopardus (leopard coralgrouper)
Lineage: Eukaryota; Metazoa; Chordata; Actinopteri; Perciformes; Serranidae
Source: RefSeq, a predicted model, not a curated record
AUGGGAAACGUGGACAGCAGCGUGGUCUCUCCUGCCCAGGCCUCCUGUUCGCUGCGGGUCUCUUCCAGGAGGGAGGAGGUGCCGUCAGCUCGCAGCUGGUGGAGGAGCAGUCAGGGAGGCUGCAGGGGCCGGGGGAGGAGCUACCUGAGCCAGCACGCCACUGCCGGCCCUCCGUGCGCCUCCUGGCAUUAUGAGCACAAGGUGGUUCCUCAAAAGGUCAUCAGGGGGAGCCAGUUUGGCUACGUGGAGAACGGCGGCGUCGGUAACGGGAUGUGUGGCGAGCGGGCAUCCCUGGAGAGCAGAGGCAGUCCAAAGGUGCUGCUCAGCAAAGAUGGCAGCAUGAGGGUGGAGUUCACCAACGCCAGGGGCGUCACCAUGGAGACACAGGGGCUUGGCGGCCUCCCCGCCGCCACCGCUGCCCCCCCAGUCGCUGAACCUUCCCUCCGCACCAGUAAAGGCAGCUCGCUCAGCUCCGACGGCUCCUGGUACGACUCGCCAUGGGGGACUGGCGGCGAGCUGAUGGACAAUGUGUUCGUCUGUGGGCAGAGCGUGGCGAACAGCAGCGGCUACACCACCUACUCCUCUACCCGCACCAAGGAGACCGCCGCCUCCAGCAGCGGCUACCACACCGUCUUCUCCGCCAAGAUGGACAUCUCGCCUGGAUUUACCUCCAGCUUCCUCUUCCCCACCGCCGCCGGGUACAACACCUGCUCCUCCGGGCGGACGGAGGACAGCGGCAUCGGGGACUCGGUGAUCCUGCAGGCCGAUCUGAGAGACUUCAGUCCGGCAUCUCCUUCCUCUGCCUCACUGGACAGCGUUUACCACAACACGCUGCCCGCCUUCCCCGCCACGCCCGACGCCGCGCUGCAGGAGAGGAGCGCCAUCUCCUCCUCGGCACUGCUGCUGGAAGAUGUCAUCCAGGAGGAGGAGGGUUCAGGAAGAGGCGUGGAGCAGCAUUACUCUUCCCUCACGCUUCCCUGUCGCAGGGCAGAGCCCGCCGCCGCCGGGAACAGCCGCAAAGACUUCCUGAAGAGUCGAAUCAGACGACUCAGCGACUGGACGGGAAGUCUGAGCAGGAAGAAGAGGCGGAUCCAGGAGCCGCACGGCAGCGACACCAGUGACCUUUUCUUCGGCGGCUCGCUGUGGUCCUCCAACCCGCUCCACUCUCUGAACCAGAACCAGUUCCCAGCAUUUCACUGUGGCUCCUCCAGAAGCCUGAACCUGAACCUGAACCAGAACCAGAACCAGAACCAGAGUGACAUCCAGCGGCAGAACGUUUACGAGAACUUCAUGCAGGAGCUGGAGACGGGCUGCAGCAGCGCCACCGACUGCACCGAGAUUUCAGAGGGCGAGGAGGAGGAGGAGGAGGAGGAGGAGCCGGAUAGAGAUGUGGAGGUCAGAGGAGGCAAGCAGCUGGACGUCCUGUUUGAGAAGGAGCAGGGCGUGGUGCGGCGGGCCGGGUGGCUCUCCUUCAAAGCCCUCCUCACCGUCAGCAGGGACGGGAAGCUGGAGCUGGUCGCUCGCCGCAAGUGGAGACACUACUGGGUCACUCUGAAAGGCUGCACUCUGCUGUUCUAUGAGACUUACAUGAAAACCGUCAGCGCGGAGCGGGAACGGUCUCCUCGUUACGCUCUGCUGGCCGACGAUAGCAUCGUCCAGGCCGUCCCCGAACAUCCCAAGAAGGAGCACGUCUUCUGUCUGAGCAACUCGCACGGAGACGUCUACCUGUUCCAG